CGUUCCCCCCUAAACUUUCACGUGUCACGCGACGGAGGCGCGCGAGGUAGUUAUGUCAAGGCGGCCUGGAUGAAAGAUCGCUCUUCUCCUGACGUAUAUGUGCAUUUUGGAAGAGCAAUAAUUGCACUAAACAGGAUGUCGGCAAACGGGCUGUCUUCCAGAAUCCAGCAGUUUUUAAACCCGGUGGAGCUCCAGAGAGUAGGCGUGCAGAGCCCGUUUCAACGACUAGCUCUGCAAAUGCAAGAUGUAUCUGGGGAUCGAGGAGUUUUGAAGGAGGUUAUCCAAAAUGGGGAGGGCCAAUUGAUACCAAUGGACGCCUCGGUGCUAAUUCAUUUCUCUGGGUACCUGGAGUAUUCUGAUCGGCCAUUUGAAUCUAACAACCGCUCAAAACAUCCACCGAUGAUGAAGCUAGGAAGAGACGUCACCUUGCCUGGUCUGGAGCUGGGGCUCCUGACGAUGAAGAAGGGUGAAUUUUCCCGCUUUCUUUUCCUGGCCAAAUACGCCUACGGGGAGAUGGGCUGCCCUCCGCUGAUCCCCCCUUCUGCCACCGUGCUGUACGAGGUGCAGGUCCUUGACUUUCUGGACUCUGCUGAAGCCGAUGAAUUUUUUGCGCUUACCCCGGAGCAGCAGAACACCGCUGCUCUGUCCACCAUGCUCAAAGUCGCCAACACAGAGCUUGGCUUCGGAAAUCGAUGCUUCAACCAAAAGCGCUACGGGGACGCCAAGGAGCGCUACAAGAAGGCAUUGACUCUGCUGCUAAACCGUAAAGCUGCUGAUCAGGGGGAGAGGAAUAGCAUUGCAGCCAUGAAGCUGCCUACCUUUCUGAACCUGUCGCUGGCCCUGCUGCGUCUGGAAAGGCCCGUCAAAGCCCUGAGAUACGGCCAAAAGGCUCUGGAUGUGGAGCCGCACAACGCCAAGGGCCUCUUCCGCUGCGGUCAGGCCUGUCUGGAAAUGCGCGACUACGAAAAGGCGCAAGAUUUUCUUCUGAUGGCUCAGGCCCAGAAGCCCUUUAACAAUGACAUCAACAACUUGCUGAAGAAGCUUGCAGCCUGCCUCAAGGACUCUGCAGACAAGGAGAAGGAGAUGUGCACCAGAAUGUUCGCUAAUUUCAAUGCAAUAUCAAAGAAGUGAAGGCUGGCCGUCUGGUGCUGAAAGCUUGACGUGCAAAGUCAGUCAUUCGAAAAGUAGAAAUUUACCAGCCAAAGAAACAAAAUUUGCUCAUGUUGGUGCUACUGCAAAGGGCUCCUCUUCAUUUCGAAUAACUGUUAAUAAGUUUAAUUUGUUCAAAUGUGAUCUGCAGUUUAUAUUUGUUUUUCACUUUCCAAGUUUGUUCAAUUUGACUUGUAUUACUGCAAAUAAAUUUUCAUUGCUGUCACCAGAGGGCAGUGUGGUACA
This is a messenger RNA of Paramormyrops kingsleyae, 1395 nucleotides long. RefSeq names its product FKBP prolyl isomerase 6 (gene fkbp6). NCBI's taxonomy places the organism in Eukaryota, Metazoa, Chordata, Actinopteri, Osteoglossiformes, Mormyridae. Gene Ontology annotation, biological process: piRNA processing; spermatogenesis. Gene Ontology annotation, cellular component: cytoplasm. Gene Ontology annotation, molecular function: Hsp90 protein binding; peptidyl-prolyl cis-trans isomerase activity. The record is from RefSeq and is a predicted model, not a curated record.